CGUCGCUGCCCCUCCCGUCUCAUAAAGAAAUGGCGGCGGGGAGGCCUGGUAAGCUCCUGGCUGCGCUGCUCCUUCUCGAGCUGGGCUCCGCGAUGGGUGGCUGGGUGACCUGCGGCUCGGUGGUGAAGCUGCUGAACGUGCGCCACGGAGUCCGGCUCCAUUCGCACGACGUCCGCUACGGGUCUGGCAGUGGACAGCAGUCAGUGACGGGGAUUACAGCCAUGGAUGACAGCAACAGCUACUGGCGUGUUCGGGGCAAGAUGUCCACUGUGUGUGAAAGGGGCAUUCCUGUAAAGUGUGGUCAGGCAAUCAGACUGACCCACAUCAACACAGGCCGUAACUUGCACAGUCAUCACUUCACAUCACCCCUCUCGGGCAACCAGGAGGUCAGUGCCUUCGGGGAGGAUGGUGAAGGGGAUUUCAUGGACGACUGGAUUGUGCUGUGCAGUGGCCCCUACUGGGAUCAGGGCAGUGAGGUGCAGUUCAAGCACUCCUCCACCCAUGUUCUACUUUCAGUGACUGGCGAACAGUAUGGGCGGCCAAUCCAUGGCCAGCGAGAGGUGCAUGGGAUGGCUUACGCUAGCCAGGAUAGCGACUGGAAGGCAAUGGAGGGUAUCUUUGUGAAGCCUACAGAGCAGCUGAAGAUGGAGCUGCCCCACACAGAGCUCUGACAGCAAGAGGCUGUUCUCUCUGCCCCCUUGGGCAGGGCUGUUCCUGAACCACAGGUGUGACUUGGGAUGCAGCUUUCUCUAGAAGACCCUGCAGAAGUGCCUAAAUGUUUUCCCACCAUGGGAGGAAGGAUUUUUGCCAUUGCACAACAGUAUUUCCCUUUGCCGCUGCCCUCUUUCCAUGCUGUCCUGUUGCUGACAUUUAAGCACAUAUGUGCCUAGAAACCAGCCAUAGACAAGCACUCCUUGGUCAAAGCACAUUGAGAGUUUCAUGGGUUUGAUUCCACUAAUGCUCUGUGUGUGGGAACAGAGAUCCCACUGCAGAUUUUUUUUAAAGGCCUUAAUUUGGUGUGUAGCUAUCCUGCUGUUAACAACCUCUUUGCUUUCUCCUGUCAAACUUGAAAGAAGCCUCUGAACCUCUGCCAGGUUCAGUGACUCACCGUGCUGGAGCCUAGUCACACUGCUUCAGCAGAAAAUGAAACAAGCCUGUUUGUCAGCUGUGCCCUCUGACCUGGAAAUUCUUUCUUGUAUAUCAGGGCUACUUAGGCUUUAUUUAAAGGGGAUGCUUGGAGAAGUAAAAGCACUCUGCUGUGGAGCUUGGCAUUUGCACAGCAUCUCUUUUAAGGCUAUAGAAAAGAGCAAGAGUCCAGUAGCACAUAUAAGACUCACAGCUCACUUCUUCAGAUACAGCUAGAAUGUGAGUCCAUCUGUCAUUAUAUCUUGGAGAAUGGAUCUGAAGCUGUAUCUGAAGAAGUGACUCAAGAAAGCUCACGCCCUACCACAAAUUUUGUUAGUCCUAUGAGUGCUACUGGACUCUUGCCCUUUUCUACUGCCACAGACAGACUAACAUGGCUACCCAUCUAGAUCUAUCUCCUUUAAGGCUGCCGCUCAUGUGAAGCAGCUACAUGACAUGUCUAAGCCUAGCCCACCGUAACACACAGUUCCCCUGAGAGCAUCUCUGGUUAAAGGAGGUGGUAUGCAAGAGCCAAGUCCCAUAGGAUAAUUAUUUUGUCUCAGUUCAGCAUCACCUGUGUAUGAGGCCUGACAUGUAUUGAAAAGCCCUCUUUUCUAUUAUUCUAUGUAAGCAAGAUGCCUCUUGACCUGUGAGAGCAUGUACAAGUAUUAUUAUGGAAGCCCCACUCCUGGUGUGAGUGUGCUAUGUUCUUGACAUCCUCUGAACAUAGGUGUGUUUAUCCAAGCUUUCUGUUGAUUUUUUAAAAAGUGAUUGUAAUGUAGGAUUAUUUUAUUCUGGUACUUCCCCCCCCCCCACUUGCCUGUAAGCUAUCUCAGUUGCUUUGGGGCGGGGAGGGGAGUGUGACAGACAUUAUUAAAACACACGGAUAAAGGAAAGCUUCACACCUGAGCUACAGCACAGCAGGCAUUCCAAAGCCAGACCCUAAAAAUGCUGCAUGAAAAUCUGAACAUAAGAAGAACCCAGAUGGAUCAGACCUGGGGUCCAUUUAGUCCAACAUCUCAUUUCACACAGUAGCCAACUAGUUGGCACGGAGGACCAACAAACAGGGCACAGAAGCUGUGGACUUCACUUGGUUCUGCCUCCAGCUCUAGUACUUGCAACUUAGUUGCCUGUAUAUAUGGAUCUCUCUUUUACUGACCAUGGCUAGUAGCCACCAAUGGACUUCUCCUACAUGAAUCUGUCUAACCUCCAUUAAAAGCCAUUUGCACAUGCAGCCAUCAUUAUAUCCUCUGGCAGUGCAUUCCACAACUUAAUUACUUAAGUAAAAAGUAUUUCCUUGUGUCUGUCCAGAAACUCACCCGUCAGCUUCACUGGGUGCCCCUGAGUGCUAGUAGUAUUGGGGUGGGGGGAGAGAGAGUUCCCUCUAUCAAUUUCCUUCACCUCUUGCAUAGUUUUAUAAACCUCUAGCAUGUCUCCCCUCAAUUGUCUUUUUACUGAAAAGUCCAGGACUCUUAGCCUUUCCUUAUGGAAAAGGCACUCUGAUCCCUUGCUCAUUUUGGUCGUAGGCAGCCAGUUAAUACAACCAUUUUACACGUGGGAAGGAAUGGAGAGGCUGAUGGAGUAGCAAUCAUUCUCAUUUUUCUGGUUAAAUUGCAUUCGCGUUCUUUUCGGAGAGGAAGGACACUAAACUGGCUGCGUUUUCAACAGUGAGGACUGCCUGGAAAUUCUGGAAAUUGGGAUGAGAGGAAAACAGGCUCCUUCAUCCCAGGAACCCUGGGGGGAGGCAGGCUGUAGCUUCUGAGUCAGUAACUUUAGGACUUUUAUCUAAACUCAGUGUGGGCUCUGCUAGUAGAUGUUCAGGUAAACAGACAGCUCUCAUAUUUUAAUAUUCUCAGACUGGAUAGGCACGUUCUGUUUCAGAUGAGAAACCCUGACUUGGAGCAAUUUCUAGGAAGGAUACCUCAGAGUUCUGCUUUUUAUAGCACCGAAUCUAACUUUAAAAAUCACACACAUCCCAAGUGCAGUACAGUAGAGGGGUUAGUUUACUGUGGAAUUAGUUGGCUUUCCUAAGCAAAGACCUACUUGAAUAUUUCCUGGCAUUAUAAGAAGUCAGUGCUUCUCUAAAGUGCUUCAGCCCUGUCAGUCUCCCCCCAAAGUAACCCAAUGAUUCACAACAAAGCCGAUGAAACAACCAAGUGACUCUCAUAGAAUCCAGUUUGUGCUUCUGGAAUAAUUGACCCAUGAAACUGCCUUACACUGAAUGAGACCUUUGGUCCAUCAGGGUCAGUAUUAUCUACUCAGACCAACAGCAGCUUUUCCAGGGCCUCAGGCAGGUCUUUCACGUCAACUGCUACCUCAUUCUUUUAACUGGAAAUGCCAAGGAUUGAACCUUGGACUAUGAAUGCCAAAGCAGAUGCUGUACUGUUGAGUCACACCCCCUCUGCAAGGAUAGGCAGACCCAACUUUCUGCUAUCUUUAUCUCCUAUUUACAAUUUUAAAAUGGCACCUUUAGAUGCUUUGCAGAAACUGACUGGCCUCUGUGUGUGUGUGUAAAGUGCCAUCACAUUGUGGCUGACUUAUGGUGACCCUGUAGGAUUUUCAGACCAAGAGAUGCUUACCUCUGUGUAAUGACCCUGGACUUCCUUGCUGGGCUCUCAUAACAAUACUAACUACAGCUGACCCUGCUUAGCUUCUGAGAUCUGAUGAGGUUGGGCUAGCCUGGGUCAUCUAUCCGACGAAGGGAAAGCUUCUGACGAGAACUGUGAUUCUUGAAAGCUUAUGCUACAAUAAAAUUGGUUAGUCUUAAAGGUGCUACUGGACUCUUUUUGAUUUUGCUACUACAGACUAACACGGCUAACUCCUCUGGACCUGGGUCAUCUAACUGGCUUGUUUAUAAUGUUUUCAAGGGCAUCAGUUUGCCCACUGGGUGAAGCACGAUGGGGGGUGGGGGGAGUCAUUGAGCCAAUCCAAUCCAGUUGCUCCUGUUCAGCGCUAUAGAGCUCUGGACUUUUUUCCAUCUCAAGUUGAAAUAUCCCCUCUUUAACAUCUAUUCGGAAGAUGAGGGAUAUUAGGCAAGGUUGCUCACUACUUAAGACUGUUUAGUGGGUCGCAAUAAGAAGUAGUUAAAAAUCACUAGCGCGACUACCUAAAAUGUAGGUUUUAAGUAUGCUGAAGUUCUUAGGAACAUUAACUUGUUAAAGACCUCGUUUAGCGUCACAUUUCCUAACUUCGGGCUAUGCAUUUGCAUUCAUUGUUUCACCCAAACACCAACCUUCACUUCGGAGAGCAGAUUUCCUAAAGAUGCCUUAUGUUCACUGUUGAACGAUUUGAUAAUUUGUGCUAUUACCUGUAGGAAGUGCCAAAUUUGAUAUUUCUAAUAAACCUGAAA
Eublepharis macularius is the source of this 4471-nucleotide messenger RNA. RefSeq names its product stromal cell derived factor 2 (gene SDF2). Lineage: Eukaryota; Metazoa; Chordata; Lepidosauria; Squamata; Eublepharidae. The transcript has 3 exons. The record is from RefSeq and is a predicted model, not a curated record. Bases 30 to 671 code for a protein of 213 amino acids.